Amphibalanus amphitrite is the source of this 3645-nucleotide messenger RNA. RefSeq names its product putative inorganic phosphate cotransporter. Lineage: Eukaryota; Metazoa; Arthropoda; Thecostraca; Balanomorpha; Balanidae. The record is from RefSeq and is a predicted model, not a curated record. Gene Ontology annotation, molecular function: transmembrane transporter activity. Gene Ontology annotation, biological process: monoatomic anion transport; transmembrane transport. The transcript has 10 exons. Bases 534 to 2090 code for a protein of 518 amino acids.
UUGCAACAGACGCGUCCAUUUUUCACGUCCGUCGGCCCGGCCCGCCGCCCCCUCCUACACAUCCGGUCUGCAGCCGGAUCACCACUGUCGGCCAGCCAUGGGCAGUGCGCCUGCGUCGGAUCGACACGUGUUGCAUCAGCGACGCGUCGAGCCGUCGGCGUCGACGCGUCGAGUCCGACGGCCGGCGCGGCGCACGUGCGGAUCACGCGGCGGGUCUGGGCAGCGGCGCCGGUGUUCAAAUCUCGUCUCGCUUCAACCGUGGUUCGGCCGAGACUGACGUGUCGUCUUGGCCGGAGGAUGCAGGUCGAGCUGGCAGAGGGUCGGCCGUCGGCACGGCGCCGCCGCCGGUCGAUCGAUGUCGGCCGUGCCCCGGGGCGAUGGCGAGGGCGGCCGGGGGCUGCGCGCUCGGCGUCCGUCCGCGCGGCACGCCGGUCACCUUGUGCCGUCCUCUGACACGGACCCCGCCGCCGGCGCCGCCGCUGCCGGAGACGGAGACGGUCACACAGUGAACCGCGGUCCGUGCCGAGACACACAUGGAGAACGGAGAGGUGCCCGCCGAGGCUGACGGCCUCAUGGGCAAGAAGCGCAAAUACUCGCCGACUGUAGCGAGUGGUGCCGACGCAGCGCCGACCAAACGUCAUGUGGCGCAGCGGUACGUGUUCGCCGUGCUUGGCUGCAUCGGCAUGUCCAUCACCUACGGCCUCAAGGUCAACUUCCACGUCUGUAUCGUCACCAUGAUCAACCACACGGCGGUGCGUGCGGCCGGCAACGCCUCGGGACACGCCAGUUCGGCUCACUCGGCCGCCAGCGAGUGCGCCGAGCCCGGGCACAACGACACGGAGAUGGCCGGAUCCAACCUGGUGGACGGCCCGUUCACGUGGGACGCCAUCAUCCAGGGCGUGCUGCUGGGCUCCUACUUUUACGGCUACCUGGUGACCCAGGUGCUGGGUGGCCGGCUGGCCGAGCUGCUCUCCGCCAAGUGGACGUUCGGCGUCUCUGUGUUCCUGAACGUGUUGCUGGCGCUGCUGACCCCGCCGGCCGCCUGGCUCGGCUGGGGAUACCUGCUGGCCAUCCGCAUCCUCCAGGGCAUGGUCGGAGGAGUGACUCUGCCGGCUACUCACGUUCUGCUCUCCAAAUGGUCCCCGGUCAAUGAACGGAGUCGGAUCUCAUCGCUCGUUUACGCAGGUAUGUCUCUGGGCACGGUCAUCUCCGUGUCGUUCACCGGUCUGCUCGCUGCCGUCCUCGGCUGGGAGGAGGUGUUCUACGUCCAGGGCGGACUGUCGCUCAUCUUCGUCGUGCUGUGGUUCGUCUUCGUGUACGACUCGCCCGAGAAACACCCCUGGAUAUCCGACACGGAGACGGCACUCAUCAACCAGGACAGAGGAGACUCGCACGGACCUAGUCCUCCGCUGCCAUGGAGGGAGAUAAUCAAAUCUCUGCCCUUCUGGGCAAUCAUGAUCUCGCACACCGGAAGCAACUUUGGCUGGUAUAUGAUCCUGACGGAGCUGCCGACAUACAUGUCGACCAUCCUGGGCUUCGACAUCGCCUCGAACGCGGUGCUGUCGUCGGUGCCCUUCCUGGUCAUGUGGAUCUACUCCAUCAUCCUGGGUAACGUGCUCGACCACCUCGGCUCCAAGGGCAUCAUCACGAGGACCACCAGCACCAAGAUCGCUACUAGCAUCGCGGCGUUUGUGCCGGCGCUGUGUCUGGCCGUGGUAACGUACGUGGGCUGUCAGACGGCGCUGGCCGUGUUCCUGCUGACCAUCGCCACUGGCGCCAUCGGCUCCAUGUACAGCGGCUUCCUCUCCAACCACAUCUCCAUAGCGCCCGCCUUCGCAGGUACUCUGAUGGCCAUCACCAACACUGCUGCCACCGUGCCGGGGAUGCUGGUGCCCAGCUUCGUCGGCGCUCUCAUUCACGAGGAGAACACGGUGUCGCAGUGGAGGAUCAUCUUUUUCGUCACCUCGGGCCUGUUCGUGUUCCACGGCGUGCAGUACCUGCUGUUUGCGUCCGGCGAGGAGCAGCAGUGGGCGAAGGACGCCCGUCGGCGCGCAGUACCUCAGGAGGAGCCGGACUCGUCCCGGCACUGACCGGCCCCAGGGCCUCGGCAGGAAGGGACGCUGGGUGUCUGAGGAUCUGCUGAGCUGUCGGCCGGCCGGCCGGCACUCCAGCCCUUAGGGUAUGGACUAUGGAGUGGAAAUAGUAGUGCCGGAAAGGAGACGGCCAUUGGCUUUCAGCUGUGCUGUGUCUGUCUGAUCCUCUCUGUUCCCCCCCCUCUCUCUCUCUCUCUCUCUCUCUCUCUCUCUCUCUCUCUCUCUCUUUCUUUCUCUUUUUCUCUCUCUUUCUCUCUCUCUUUCCAUCCGUUCCCCCUCUCACUUUUUCGCUCUCUCUUCCUCUUCUACACCAGAGAGGUACGUACCCCAGCCCCUCGGCGCCCCAUAGCUCCCAAUUAGAGGUAGCAAUGUGUUUAUUGCGUGCUGUAGUCUCCCUGCGACAUAUUUUAGGUGUUAGAUGUUCGAGAUUUAAGAGAACAUUUCUAGAAUUCUGAUGGAUUUCUGUUGUGUGUACGGUAGAUGUAUUAUUAAAAUGGUCGUGCUGCUUAGACCGUACCUACGCGUAUUUUUAAAGGAAGUAGUCUCAUUGCUGUUUUCAUUGUUGAUUAUAUCUUUUGUGGGCAACAUUGUGAUUGUGAUGGGAGUGCAGGGGAGUGUCGUUACUCUGAAUGAUGUCUAUACCUAUAUCGUUUAUACUUAUCCACAUAAUAGCUUGGUCCCUCAUACGGCCCACGAAGGGUGGCGCCCUCUCGAGUCUGCCGGUCCUGCCAACUGCCGGCAACUUGGGAAUCGCGUAACAUGGCUUUCAUUGUCGCUGCACCGAGCCACUCGUGCGCUGUGAUGUGUCGCACAUAAGAUACCAAAGUCGUAUCUUCGGACUUUGGUAUAAAUCCACAAUACCGGUAGCUAUUUGUGGAUCCAUGUUAUCAGUAUUGAAAAUGUUUGGAAACAAAACUGGCGCAAUUACCUACCAAACAGCAUGUUAUGCGUCUUGUGGUUAGUCAGUGUCUGUCGGUUUGGUUUGUGCGGUGUUCAUGGAAAGGAGUGUUUUCAUGGUAAGGUAGCCUCAGUUCUAUUCAUGUAUUAUAUUUCUAGCCUGACCUCCAUGCUGACCUUCGGUGGAGUUGAUGGAGCUCUAAAGGGUCUGAAAUUGGUGAUGCUGUGGUCUUUCGACGUGUUUACUCACUGUUUCUCUCGUCUAUCGACAAAAGCAUGUGUGGGUCAAAGCUGAUUGCGGAAACUGACUGCGACAGAGAGCAUGAAAGAAUGGGAGACUCAAACUGCAUAUGUAGAGGGACUGAUGGAGACAGAGCGUGACUGAGAAGUGAGCCUAUUAGGUUGGUGCUGUGUCCAAGCGCAGUGCUUGCAUGUGCUGCAGCAACGUUUAAUUGCAUAUAAUUAUACAUACUCGAACAGUGUAGCCUAAUUGGCGGAAUCGUGCAUCCAAGGGCUGUUUAAUCAGGUGUCAAAAGGCCAGGCUGGCCCUAGCUGUACGUAUAAUAUGCACCUGCACAUUGUUGUGUAACACAUCGCUUCUCGCGGCCGAUCGUUGUGUGUGUGUAAGAUGUUGGAAAAUAUACGUUUGGAAGAA